This is a messenger RNA of Wyeomyia smithii (pitcher-plant mosquito), 3276 nucleotides long. RefSeq lists its product as uncharacterized. The coding region runs from base 573 to 2363 and encodes 596 amino acids. The transcript has 7 exons. Gene Ontology annotation, molecular function: protein kinase inhibitor activity. Lineage: Eukaryota; Metazoa; Arthropoda; Insecta; Diptera; Culicidae. Gene Ontology annotation, cellular component: cytoplasm. Gene Ontology annotation, biological process: negative regulation of protein tyrosine kinase activity; intracellular signal transduction. The record is from RefSeq and is a predicted model, not a curated record.
CAUUCACAACGAAACGGCAGACAGAUUUUGCCAGUCAGGGAUGGUUGUCACUUUUUCUCCCUGUUCUGGAAAGUCUUCUGGCUGUUGGUGAAAAGUUCUUCUCGGUUGAAAAACGGUUUCAUUUUAGGCCCAUUUGCCUGUAACGAGGGUAGCUUCCCUACCCCAGUUUCGAUUGUUUCCGCCAUUCGAUUUCAUUGGGGCUAUUAUGAUAAGAAGCAUACAAAAAAUCGCUCGCGGUUCCACUUGAACGCCUAGCAGCAGCAGCAGCAAUUCCACCAUCGCUUCGCGACACCAUUCAAGUAAUUUUUCAACCCAUUUGAUGGUGAGCUAUUGCGAAGAAAAGUGCACAGUGAAUUUUGUGACUCGCCUGAGUUAAGAAAAAAAAGGAAAAUUCUACAUCAGGAAAAGAUCCCAAUUUCCGGUCAAUUAUUCCAGCCAGCCUGGAGGGCUAAAAAGCGAUGGAUCGCCAUAGUGGUAUUCGGAAAAAAUAGAAAAUAAAAAGAGUGCAAAGCUUCGAUCUGGGAAACUACGCCAGUCGGUUGCAGGAAGGAGUGCAGAGUUAUCUAGUCGUCAUGUCAUCACUGGAACAUGAUUGCAACGCACCCGUUGAUCCAAGAGUGCAGAUCGAGCUCGAGAAGUUGAAUGAGGCUACCGACUACAUAAAUAAAUAUGAAGUCGAGCUGGAUGAAGCCCGCAAUGAGUUCCGUGAGCUGCUCAAGGAAAGUAUGGAGAAAAUCAAACUGGUCGCCAAAAAGUUGGGCAACUCCAUCGAAACCGCUAAACCGUACUACGAGGCUCGGUUGUAUGCAUCGCAGCUCGCUAAGGAAACGCAACAAUCGGCCUUGAACUUCGACAAAGCAAAAUCGGUGCACGCGGCUGCCAAGGAGAUGGUUUUUCUAGCCGAGCAGGGUCUCGGGGAGAAGUCCACCCUGGACACGGCCUGCCAGGAAAUGCUAACGCAUGCUACCACCCGGGUUAAUGAGUCGCAGAAUGAGUGCACCGAGAUGCGGAACUUGCUGCGAAUCAGCGAGCUGAAGCUGGAUGUCGCGAACAAUCGUGUUACCAAGCUGCACUCCCAGCUGAAGGGAGCAAUUCGGGCUUCCAGUUUGGAUGUUCGCAGAAACCUGCUACUGAUGAAUUUGCUUGUUUAUCAGAAUGAGUUAUUGUUUUUGCCAUACUAUGAGUUGCGGGCAAACUACAACGCUCUCCUGCUGGAACAUAAGCAGAAAGUGAUGGAUCUAGAAGCGAAGGUCUCUGAGGCGAAAAUGACCUACAAUGAGGCACUGACAAGUUUAGAGAAAAUAUCGGAGGAGAUCCACCAGCAGCGAAAAGCGAGAACCAACAGUAUCGACGAAGACGCAUCAUCCUCCUCUUCUUCGACGAAUCCCCGGAUCGGCCAGAAAACCGGUAUCGGAAUGCAUCUGCCGUUUAGUAACUCACCGUCUGCAGCCAGAAUAGAAUGCAGUGAUGAGUAUUUGGAGUUUCCUGCCAAACUGGGACUCAAGGCAAGCCCCAUAAAGCAGAGGUAUCUGGACAAGCUGGAUUGCCCCCAUCUAUUGAAAGAUUUUGCACGAAAAACCAGUCCCAGCGGGGAGAGCGACUCCGAUAAUAACUAUUUAUUUUCGCCCAAUCGGACGAUCGAUGACAUCACUAACAUGUCCUCGGAGGACAUUGAACAGUGGACGGAGAUUCGACUAUCCCACUCGAAUAGCACCAGUUCAGAGUAUUCACAGCACAAUUCAGCUUUAGACGACGAUGGCGGAGAUCUUCCACCAGAAGUUGUAUCCGACUCAACCGAAACUGAUUCCGACAGUACCAAUUCGGGUCCGAGAAUAAAAGCCCGUAUCAUAAAAAUGGAGAUAUACGACGAUAGCGCCAAUCAGAAUAAUAAACGCGAAGGUAUAACAGGAUGGAUCACGGGUCGCACAAUCGGCCGAUCGCCUUCGAUUUCCAUAGCGGGUUGCUCGCCGGUUCAGAAUUUUAAUGAAGAAACCGAGCCCAGCAGCUCUACCGGACGGCGUCAAAGCCUGGAUAUCAUUAUUGACACCGGAGAUCGGGUGAAGGAUGCCUUCACUCAGGGCAUCCAGCGGAUUGGACGAUCUCUGGAACGGCGCAACAGUGAGUCCGAGAUUGCCCGGCAUGGUGAAAACAUGGGCAGCGGCGGCAACGAUAACGGAGGAAGCAGCGGCGGCAUCGGGAGUAAUGGCACGGGGAGUAACUCUGGAACGGGGAGUGAUUUUUUUCUCUUUCAACGCUCGUCGGAUACUGCGCGGGAUGGCCUCUCGGAUGAACAGGUUGAGAACCUACUUCUAGGUCAAGACUGUUCGGAUCUGUUUCAAAACGUGGUAAACAUAUCCAAGUAAAAAAGUUUAGCAAACGAGAGAUGUGUUUUCUGUGAUUGGAACGGGAACGGGGCCAUCUAGGGCGACGUCUGGCGGGCGUGCGGCGCAUUGAAUCAACUAGAAACUAUACACUUAUUAAGCAAUUAUUCACUGUAGGCAAGGUAGUAUUUUAACUAUUAGUGAGCUAAGAAUAUUCAAAUUGUCAUGAAAGAUAAAAGAAAUAACAAAAUAUUUAGGAUAUCAAACAAGGCAAAAAUACCACAUUGUUGCUUGGAUCGAAGGACAGAUGGAGUGACAGCUUGGUAGCAAGUAUUCAGUUUUCACUCGUAAUGGUGCCGUUCAUGGGCGAAUUAUUCGAAACAUAACUAGAUAGAGGACGGAAAAUGAGAACAAACCAUAUCGAAAAGAAUAUAACAUGAUAUGAUAGAAUUUCAACUAACAAAAAUCGCUUCUUUCAGUUAAAUCGAUGCAUAUGACUUCUGAGAAGUUGGAACGAUGAGGAACAAUUUCAAAGCCUACUAUAUAUGAAUAGAGAGAAUAAUUGGAGAGCAAUUCUAGUCUAAACGUUUUAACACAUUGCUGCAAAGUUGUCACUCGAAUCUGGACGUUCGUCCUGUGAAUUGUUGUUAUAUGAAUCUUAUGUGUAAACUGAAAAAAAAAACAAACUGAGACUAUUCCGGCAAAACCGCAUUUGCAAUGGAUCAAUCGUGAAUAAUAAAUGUUAUAAAUGAUGGAAAGCGAGAACAAAAAACCAACAAUAAUGCUUACACCCAACUUAACACAACAACACAGAUUGACAGAAUUACGAGAUUGGCAAUGAUCAGAAUAUUGACAAACAUUGAGCAGGAUUUGGUAGUGGUAAAAUAAAGCUAGUAUAUAUAUGGCUAUUACCAGACAAAUUGUGAAGAAUAAAGCAAUUUUAGCUGUCCACAAA